Molecule: messenger RNA, 2687 nt
Organism: Carassius carassius (crucian carp)
Lineage: Eukaryota; Metazoa; Chordata; Actinopteri; Cypriniformes; Cyprinidae
Exons: 18
Coding region: 792-2687 (631 amino acids)
Biological process (GO): cell surface receptor signaling pathway; T cell costimulation; cellular response to lipopolysaccharide
Cellular component (GO): external side of plasma membrane
Source: RefSeq, a predicted model, not a curated record
AAGCACGUUUCAGUUGCGAUAAGCAGCAUGAAAUCAGCGAUAAUAAUAACACAAAUUAAGUUGGAACGUUACACAGCAAAGCUAAUGUGACUAAUACCUCAUUCCGGGUAUUCUAGACAAAAUCAAGUAGUCGGAUGUACCUCGGUGUCCAAGGUUUCAGUAAAUGUCUGACGGAGAUUGCCAUCUUUAGACCGGUGUAACAGGUUUGUCUGAGAUCAGCUUGGGUGACCAAACUCUUAUAUUCCACUAUUAGAGGAGAAACACAGAAGCAGAUCUCAAAUCAGCGGUUAAACUCUGACGCAAACGUCAAAGGACCUGCGCUGAAGAACGCGUCCUAAAAUAUUGCCUGAAUAAAAUAAUUGGACUGAAUAUUUGUUUUAACAUUUGUUUCUAGCAUCAUAACAUUAAUUCUAACUGUAUAAACCGUUAUUGCUCAGUGUCUAAAUAAAAGUUAUUUACACUAAAAAGAAUGACUAGGCAGUCGGUGAAUUUGCUGUAGGCUAAACGUCUUUACACGUAUGUUUGUACUGCGUCGUAAAUGUGUUAAUCUUUUUUUUUUUUAAACAAACAAUUUACACAAACUUCAAAUACGCCAAAUAUUCGUAAUGCUGUGUAUUAUUCAAUCUAUAAUUUUAAAAACACUUAAUAUUAACGAAGAGGUUGAAUAGCUCGUAAAAAAAGCGAAAGUGAAAGAGUUUCUUUAGGCGUGUCCUCCCGUGACCCUCGUCGAAAAAGGCUCUCGUUUUCAUGAUCGUUUAUGAUAUAAUGACAGUUUUGUCUAAUUUUAAUACAUGAUGGACAUAACCUGUAUUUUUAUGUCAGUACUUAUGAUUGUCGCUGAUGGCUUCAUUGUGCAUGGUCCCUCUGGUCCUCUGGUUGCUCCUCUGGGAUCUUCAGUAGUUUUGCCCUGUUAUGUUGAUGAACUCCCAGUAAUGGAGGGUCUGGAGGUGCAACGGAGAAGAACAGACUCAGAGACUCUGGUUCAUCUGUUUCUAGAUGGUGAGAGUCGACCAGAGUCUCAGGAGCAGGAUUAUCAUGAUAGAGCUCAUUUCUUUACUGAUCAGAUUCAACAUGGAAACUUCUCUCUCUGUCUGGACAAUCUGACAGCUGAAGAUGAGGGAGAAUAUGUAUGUAAAGUUCACAGUCAGGAUUCUGGUGAGACUGUGGUUCAGAUAAAACAUGAGCGUUUGCUAGUAUCAGGAUCAGAUCGGUCUAUAUCUGCACAUGAUGGUGAGGACGUUACUCUGAACUGCUCUGUAGACUCUCACAUUAAACCUGAACACAUUGAGGUUUCAUGGAUAAGAACCGAUGGAGAUAUUCUGGUUCUGUUCUUCCAAAACAAUAAGACUUUACCAGAUUCAUCAGAUGAACAAUACAGAGAAAGAGUUGAGUUCUUCACUGCUGAAAUCCCCAAAGGAAACUUCUCUCUCAGACUGAAGAGUGUCAGAACUGAGGAUAAAGGAGUUUACAUGUGUCAAGUGUUUGCUGGAGGACUUUCAGCCAAUGCAAAUGUAGUACUGGAACAACUGGGUUUCUCUUCUUGGCACAUAGCUGUGUUAUUUUUCUGUUUUGCUGCUGGAUCUGGAGCUGUGCUUCUGCUCUGCUCUCUGAUCUACUGCAGAUAUAAGAACACAGACACCAGCAGCAUAAUCUGGAAUCUUCAGGUUUCUCUGGUCUUUUGUCCAAACAUCUGUCUGUUCUUUGCCUUCAUGCUUUGGGGAUUUACUGAAGGAUCUCUGCAUGAGACGGUCACCUGCUGUGCUCUUAGUAUUCUGAGGCCUGUUAUGUUGAUUUGGACUUUGUGCUAUUUGAAGAAUCUUCAAGACAGUCAUAAAUCAUGGAUCAGGUUUUUCAGAAUAGCACAUGAACUUACUGUUCUUACAGUCAUUGUUUAUUCAGUUCUUUUUGCAUAUGGCUGGAGAAUUAGUGCACAUGAUACAGACAAUGGACGCCGUAUAUCCUCAGGAAUAUGCUUUGGAUGUGUUGUGCUGUCCUGUCUCCUGAGUGCAGGUUUGAAUGAUGCACUUUGUAUCUUUCUGUCUUUUUUCCAAUUGCUCCAGUUGAUGUUCUCAUUUCGACUUCCCUCUUUAGUGUUUGUUAUUGUGGUAUUUGUUCAAGCACUGACGCUGUGCUGUAUACCACUUUUAACUCUUCUGCGAGCACGAUUGAGAUGUCUUCGCCACAGAUGGAUGACAAUAUUGUGUAUAUUAAUAACAACACCCCUGGAUAUCAUCCUAGUGAUUUAUGCUCAUCUAAACAUAUUAGAAAGGGAAAAAGAGUACUUGGAAUGGACCUGUGUCAUUUUAUUUAUAGAAGUUCAGAAGAUGAUUGUGGUCUUUAAAGAAAAUGUGCAAGAGGCAGAACGUUCAGUAGUCGAGGGACGAAGACAACAGACUGAGACGAGCCAAAAAGGAUCAAACGCAUUGCCUCUCUGUCAUGAAAUCAUGUUCAUGUUUGGAGCAGUUGGUCUUGUUUUGUUGAGCUCUGUUACACUGACAGCAGAACUGAUCCUGAAAGCACGGAAUGGUGAGCGUGUCAUGAAGGAUAUGAGAGUCGUUGUCUUCCCUUCUGAAUGUGUUUUUGCUUUGUAUUGGCUGGUUUUACAAAUGCAUGAUUUCUGGAGGAUUGUUACAUCUGGAUUUACCCACAAUCAAAUAACUCACCUCAAUGAUGUCAUCUCAGGAUAA